Messenger RNA from Lipotes vexillifer (Yangtze River dolphin), 5425 nucleotides. RefSeq names its product collagen type XIV alpha 1 chain (gene COL14A1). The transcript has 48 exons. Gene Ontology annotation, molecular function: protein binding. The coding region runs from base 35 to 5425 and encodes 1796 amino acids. The record is from RefSeq and is a predicted model, not a curated record. Lineage: Eukaryota; Metazoa; Chordata; Mammalia; Artiodactyla; Lipotidae. Gene Ontology annotation, cellular component: interstitial matrix.
GCUGUUACAUCCCAUGUGAAAAGCAGGGAAUAAAAUGAAGAUUUUUCAGUGCAAGAUGCAGCACUGGCUGUUUCCAGCUUUUUUGGCAAUUAUUUAUUUUUGCACCAAUGUCCAGGGUCAAGUGGCUCCACCCACAAGGUUAAGAUAUAAUGUAUUAUCUCAUGAUAGUAUCCAGAUUUCAUGGAAGGCUCCGAGAGGGAAAUUUGGUGGAUACAGACUUCUUGUGACUCCAGCUGCAGGUGGAAAAACCAAUCAAUUGAAUCUCCAGAACACUGCAACUAAAGCGAUUAUUCAAGGUCUUAUGCCAGACCAGAAUUACACAGUUCAAAUUAUUGCAUACAAUAAAGACAAAGAAAGCAAGCCAGCCCAAGGUCAAUUCAGAAUUAAAGAUUUAGAAAAAAGAAAGGAACCAAAACCCAGAGUCAAGGUUUUGGACAAAGGAAAUGAGAAUAAACCAUCUGUACCAGAAGAAGUGAAAUUUUUCUGUCAAACUCCAGCUGUUGCUGACAUUGUAAUCCUGGUUGAUGGCUCAUGGAGUAUUGGAAGAUUCAACUUCAGACUGGUUCGGUCUUUUUUGGAAAACCUCGUUACAGCAUUCGACGUGGGCUCCGAGAAGACACGAAUUGGUCUUGCACAGUAUAGCGGCGACCCCAGAAUAGAAUGGCACUUGAAUGCUUUUAACACAAAAGAUGAGGUGAUCGAAGCUGUCCGAAAUCUACCGUACAAGGGAGGAAAUACACUAACAGGUCUUGCUUUGAACUAUGUCUUUGAAAACAGCUUUAAACCAGAAGCAGGAGCGAGGACUGGAGUGUCCAAAAUUGGCAUUUUAAUCACAGAUGGAAAAUCCCAAGAUGAUAUUAUUCCACCAUCCAGAAACCUUCGUGAAUCUGGUGUAGAACUGUUUGCCAUAGGGGUGAAAAACGCGGAUGAGAAUGAAUUGCAGGAGAUCGCCUCUGAACCAGACAGCACUCAUGUGUACAAUGUCGCCGAAUUUGACCUGAUGCACACAGUUGUGGAGAGUCUGACGAGGACUGUCUGCUCCAGGGUGGAAGAACAGGACAGGGAGAUCAAAGCCUCAGCCCUUGCCACCAUUGGGCCACCUACAGAACUGAUUACUUCUGAAGUCACUGCCAGGAGCUUUAUGGUAAACUGGACUCAUGCCCCAGGAAAAGUGGAAAAAUACAGAGUCGUGUAUUAUCCUGCCAGGGGUGGAAAACCAGAAGAGGUGGUGGUGGAUGGAAGCGUAUCUUCCACAGUAUUGAAAAACUUGAUGUCUUUAACCGAAUAUCAGAUAGCAGUCUUUGCAGUAUACGCUCAUACUGCUAGCGAAGGCCUUCGGGGAACUGAAACCACACUUUCUUUACCUAUAGUUUCUGACCUUGAACUGUACGAUGUGACUGAGAACAGUCUGAGGGCGAGAUGGAACCCAGUGGCUGGAGCGUCAGGGUACCUGAUCCUUUACGCUCCUCUCACGGAAGGCCUGGCUGGGGAUGAAAAAGAGAUGAAAAUUGGAGAGACCCACACGGAUAUUGAGCUGACUGCGUUGUUGCCCAAUACGGAAUACACAGUCACAGUUUAUGCUAUGUUUGGAGAAGAGGCCAGCGACCCUGUUACAGGACAAGAAACAACAUUGCCCUUAAGUCCACCCAGAAACCUGAGAAUCUCCAGUGUUGGCUCUAACAGUGCUCGGUUAGCCUGGGACCCAACUUCAAGAAAGAUCAGUGGUUAUCGGAUUGUAUAUAACAACGCCGAUGGGACUGAAAUCAAUGAGGUUGAAGUUGAUCCUAUUACUACGUUCCCUCUGAAGGGCUUGACACCCCUCACCGAGUAUACUGUUGCCAUUUUCUCCAUCUAUGAUGAAGGACAGUCGGAGCCUCUGACUGGAAUUUUUACCACAGAGGAAGUUCCAGCCCAGCAAUACUUGGAAAUUGAUGAGGUGACAACAGAUAGUUUUAGAGUGACCUGGCAUCCCCUCUCAGUUGAUGAAGGGCAACACAAGUUGAUGUGGAUUCCAGUCUAUGGUGGGAAGACUGAGGAAGUUGUCCUAAAAGAAGACCAAGACUCAUAUGUUAUUGAAGGCCUGGAACCUGGCACUGAAUAUGAAGUUUCCCUGUUGGCUGUACUGGAUGGUGGAAGUGAGACUGAGGUGGUGACUGCCGUUGGGACCACACUUGACAGUGUUUGGACAGAACCGCCUACGACCGAAGCACCUACCAGGCCUGUGACAUCAGUUUUCCGCACAGGAGUCAGAAACCUGGUUGUAGAUGAUGAAACCACUUCUAGCCUGCGGGUAAAAUGGGACAUUUCAGACAGCAGUGUGCAGCAGUUCAGGGUGACCUACCUGACUGCUCAAGGGGACCCUGCCAAAGAAGUGGUAGGAACGGUUAUGGUGCCUGGAAGCCAGAACAAUCUCCUUCUGAAGAACCUGCUUUCCGAUACUGAAUACAAAGUCACAGUGACUCCCAUUUACGAUGAUGGAGAAGGGGUCAGUGUCUCUGCCCCUGGAAAAACCUUGCCACCCUCUGGUCCCCAAAACUUACAGGUUUCAGAAGAAUGGUAUAACAGAUUGCGCAUUACGUGGGAUCCCCCAUCUUCCCCUGUAAAGGGCUAUAGGAUUGUCUAUAAACCUGUCAGUGUUGCUGGCCCAACGCUGGAAACAUUCGUAGGGGCUAACAUUAACACCAUCCUUAUUACAAACCUCCUCAGUGGAAUGGACUACAACGUGAAAAUAUUUGCUUCCCAGGCCUCAGGUUUCAGCGACGCUCUAACAGGCGUGGUGAAAACACUGUUUUUGGGUGUGACCAGUCUUCAGGCAGACCAGAUCCAAACGACCAGCUUGUGUGCUCGCUGGCAGGUGCAACGUCAUGCCACUGCCUACAGGAUAGUUAUAGAAUCCCGCCAGGAUACACAAAAGCAAGAAUCCACUCUGGGUGGAGGGACAAACAGACAUUGCUUCUAUGGACUUCAGCCUGAUUCAGAAUAUAAAAUCAGUGUUUACACAAAGCUCCACGAGAUUGAGGGACCCAGUGUGAGCAUAACGGAAAAAACACAAUCACUUCCUACUCAACCACCUACUUUUCCUCCAACCAUUCCACCAGCAAAAGAAGUAUGUAAAGCUGCCAAAGCCGACCUGGUGUUCAUGGUGGAUGGAUCCUGGAGUAUUGGUGAUGAAAAUUUCAAUAAGAUCAUUAACUUCCUGUAUAGCACUGUUGGAGCUCUGGACAAGAUAGGUGCAGAUGGAACUCAAGUUGCAAUGGUUCAGUUCACUGAUGACCCCAGGACAGAAUUUAAACUUAACUCUUACAAAACCAAAGAGACUGUUCUUGAUGCAAUUAAACAUAUCUCAUACAAAGGAGGAAAUACAAAAACAGGAAAAGCAAUUAAGCAUGUCCGAGAUACCUUGUUUACUGCAGAGUCAGGGACCAGAAGAGGCAUCCCGAAGGUCAUCGUGGUUAUAACUGAUGGAAGAUCACAAGAUGAUGUGAGCAAAAUCUCCAGGGAGAUGCAAUCAGAUGGCUACAGCAUUUUUGCAGUCGGCGUGGCUGAUGCAGAUUACUCAGAGUUGCUUAGCAUUGGCAGUAAGCCCAGCGCCCGGCAUGUCUUCUUUGUGGAUGACUUUGACGCCUUUAAGAAAAUUGAAGAUGAGUUGAUUACUUUUGUCUGUGAAACCGCGUCAGCAACCUGCCCACUGGUGCAUAAGGAUGACAUUGAUCUUGCAGGAUUUAAGAUGAUGGAAAUGUUUGGUUUGGUUGAAAAGGAAUUUUCAUCGGUGGAAGGGGUUUCUAUGGAGCCUGGUACCUUCAAUGUGUAUCCUUGUUAUCAACUUCAUAAAGAUGCCCUGGUUUCCCAGCCAACCAAAUAUUUACAUCCAGAAGGAUUGCCCUCUGACUAUACAAUCAGUUUUCUAUUCCGGAUUCUUCCUGAUACUCCAGAGGAGCCAUUUGCUCUUUGGGAGAUUUUAAAUAAAAAUUCUGACCCAUUGGUUGGAGUCAUCUUAGAUAAUGGUGGGAAAACCCUAACAUAUUUCAACCAUGACUACAGUGGGGAUUUUCAAACUGUUACUUUUGAAGGACCUGAAAUUAGGAAAAUUUUCUAUGGAAGCUUUCACAAGCUACAUGUUGUUGUCAGCAAGACUUUGGCCAAAGUGGUUAUUGACUGCAAGCAAGUGGGUGAGAAGGCAGUAAAUGCAUCGUCUAAUAUCACAUUAGAUGGUGUCGAAGUCCUAGGGAGAAUGGUUAGAUCAAGAGGACCAAAUGGAAACUCUGCACCAUUCCAGUUACAGAUGUUUGAUAUUAUUUGUUCCACAUCAUGGGCCAGUAAAGACAAAUGCUGUGAACUUCCUGGCCUGAGGGAUGAAGAGACCUGCCCAGAGCUUCCACAUUCNNNNUCCUGUUCUGAAAUCAAUAAAGGGGCUCUGGGACCAGCAGGCCCACCGGGUGGUCCAGGACUCCGAGGACCAAAGGGCCAACAAGGUGACCUGGGCCCAAAGGGACCAGAUGGCCCUCGGGGUGAAACAGGCCCUCCAGGACCUCAAGGUCCUCCUGGACCCCAAGGACCAAGUGGUCUGUCCAUUCAAGGAAUGCCUGGAAUGCCAGGCGAAAAAGGAGAGAAAGGAGCGACUGGACUUCCUGGCCCACAGGGCAUCCCAGGAGGUGUUGGUUCACCAGGACGUGAUGGCUCACCAGGCCAAAGGGGCUUUCCUGGAAAGGAUGGAUCCUCUGGCCCUCCAGGACCACCAGGGCCAAUUGGCAUUCCCGGAGCCCCUGGAGUCCCAGGAAUCACAGGAAGCAUGGGACCCCAAGGCGCCCUCGGACCACCUGGCGUCCCUGGAGCAAAGGGAGAAAGAGGAGAAAGAGGUGACCUACAGUCUCAAGCCAUGGUGAGAGCAGUGGCACAUCAGGUGUGCGAACAGCUCAUCCAAAGUCAUAUGGCCAGGUACACAGCCAUCCUCAACCAGAUUCCCAGCCAGUCAGCAUCAAUCCGGACCAUCCAAGGGCCUCCUGGAGAGCCUGGGAGACCAGGCUCACCUGGAACCCCUGGUGAACAAGGACCCCCAGGUGCCCCAGGCUUCCCAGGAAAUGCAGGUGUGCCAGGGACCCCAGGAGAACGAGGUUUAACUGGUGUGAAGGGAGAUAAAGGAAAUCCAGGCAUUGGAACUCAAGGUCCAAGAGGCCCCCCUGGGCCAGCAGGACCUUCCGGGGAAAGUCGGCCAGGAAGCCCUGGACCCCCUGGCUCUCCUGGACCAAGGGGUCCACCAGGUCACUUGGGGGUGCCUGGACCACAAGGUCCUUCUGGCCAGCCUGGAUACUGCGACCCCUCUUCAUGUUCUGCCUACAGCGUAGGAGUUCCCCAUCCUGAUGAGCCAGAAUUCACCCCUGUCCAAGAUGAGCUGGAAGCCAUGGAGCUGUGGGGCUCUGGGAUCUGA